Parasteatoda tepidariorum (common house spider) is the source of this 1203-nucleotide messenger RNA. RefSeq names its product 5-formyltetrahydrofolate cyclo-ligase. Gene Ontology annotation, cellular component: mitochondrion. NCBI's taxonomy places the organism in Eukaryota, Metazoa, Arthropoda, Arachnida, Araneae, Theridiidae. Gene Ontology annotation, molecular function: 5-formyltetrahydrofolate cyclo-ligase activity. The record is from RefSeq and is a predicted model, not a curated record. Gene Ontology annotation, biological process: tetrahydrofolate interconversion; folic acid-containing compound biosynthetic process.
AUUACUGGUAGUAAAUAAAAAAUUUAGCGCUUUGUUGUUAAAAGAUAAUUUCAUUAUGCAAUAAAGACAUAGUAAAAAUGUAUGGAAACAAAACAAUUUUUUGAUACGCAAAUUAAAUAGAAAUGUGUAAGCAUUAUUCAUAAUUGAGUUUCAAGCAAAAUUUGCUCGUAGUUUUUGUCAUUCUGAUUUGUGUAGGCAAAGGAAGAAUAGCCAGAAACUUGCUGCCGUAAAGACUUGUUUCUUCAUUAUUAAAGAAAAUUGUUUUCUAUAAAAUAAUAAUGGCUUUGUAUGCUGCCAAAAAAUCAUUAAGAAAUCAGCUAAAAGAUAUAUUAAAAAAUAUCCCUCCAGAAGAAAAAGUUCUCCAAUCAAAUAUUGUUGUGAACAAAUUAUUGCAGAGCUCUGUGUAUAAGAAUAGCAAGAGAAUAAGUGUUUAUCUAAGCAGGGACAUUGAGAUUGACACUAGAUCAAUUUUAAGGAGUAUGUUUUCUUCUGGAAAAGAGUGUUUUAUUCCAAAAUAUGAUUCAAAAUCAACCAAUAUGGAAAUGGUGAAACUAAAUUCACUAGAUGAAUUUGAAAACUUACCUGAAACCUCCUGGAAAAUAAAGCAGCCCUUAGAUUCAGAUGUUUCUCAUGAAAAUGCUUUAAAUUCAGAUGGUUUAGAUCUUAUAAUUGUACCAGGCAUAGGCUUUACCAAAAACGGUGAUCGUAUAGGCAAUGGGAAAGGUUACUAUGAUAUUUAUCUUAAUCGAUGCAGAGAGAAAUUUGGUAAUCGAUUUUCAACAAUAGCAUUAGCUUUUCGAGAGCAAGUUGUUCCUAAUAUACCUACGUCUGAGAAUGAUGUAAAGAUUGAUCAGGUUUUGUAUCCAGAAUAAUAUUAUUAUUACAUUACAUUUUUCCUGCUAUGAUAUCUUGCAUUAUCAUUUCUAAUUUUUAAUAACGAAUGAUUGUUAUAAUUAUUUAACACAAAAUUAUAAAAGAAGAAUUUUGUACUUAGUUUUAAUGAUUCUAUAGGCGAAUUAUUGCAAAAUACUAUUUUGUAUGCAUUGUUUUUCUGUGCAAUGUUUGUUCAUAUAUAUAUCAAAGUAACUAUUUUGCUAUACAUCUGAACGCUCUAUCAUUCAAGUCCUAUGUAUGUUUACUAUACAAUGCAUGCAAUUUAAUGUAUAUAGGUUUAUAUUUAUAUAGAUGUUAAUCUUUGUAAUU